AUGGUUCCUCCCAACUUUAUUCAUUUCAACCAGUCUGGCCCCAAUGAAUUUGUAUUCCGGAUGUUUGCUACUUCCCAUAGGAUCCAGGCCCUCCUCUUCCUCCUCUUUUUCUUCCUCUAUAUGAUGAUCCUCUGUGGAAACACUGCCAUCAUCUGGGUUGUGUGCACCCACACUUCCCUCCGUACCCCCAUGUACUUUUUCCUGUCCAACCUAUCUUUCCUGGAGAUCUGUUACACCACCACUGUGGUACCAUUGAUGCUCUCCAACAUCUUUGGGGCCCAGAAACCCAUCCCAUUGGCUGGCUGCGGGGCCCAGAUGUUCUUUUUUGUCACCCUGGGCAGUACUGAUUGUUUCCUAUUGGCUGUCAUGGCAUAUGAUCGCUAUGUGGCCAUCUGCCAUCCUCUGCACUACACCCUCAUCAUGACCCAGAAGUUGUGUAUCCAGAUGGUGGUCAGCUCCCUGGGCCUGGCUCUCUUUCUCUCCCUUCAGCUGACAGCACUGAUCUUCACCCUGCCCUUCUGUGGUCACCGCCGGGAGAUCAACCACUUCCUUUGUGAUGUGCCUCCUGUCCUGCGCCUGGCCUGUGCUGAUACCCGAGUUCACCAGGCUGUCCUCUAUGUGGUAGGAAUCCUUGUCUUGACUGUCCCAUUCCUGCUUAUUUGCAUUUCUUAUGUCUUCAUUACCACCACCAUUUUGCAUAUCCGAUCAGCUGAGGGCCGCCGCAGAGCCUUCUCCACCUGCUCCUCCCAUCUCACUGUGGUUUUGCUGCAAUACGGCUGCUGUAGCCUGGUCUAUUUGCGUCCCAGGUCCAGCACCUCAGAGGAUGAGGAUCGACAGAUUGCCUUGGUCUAUACCUUCGUUACCCCCUUGCUUAACCCUCUCAUUUACACACUCCGGAACAAGGAUGUCAAAGGUGCUCUCAAAAAAUCCAUGAGGAGCAAAGCAGCCUCUGAAACUCCAUGA
Molecule: messenger RNA, 963 nt
Organism: Dromiciops gliroides (monito del monte)
Lineage: Eukaryota; Metazoa; Chordata; Mammalia; Microbiotheria; Microbiotheriidae
Product: olfactory receptor 10Q1
Exons: 1
Coding region: 1-963 (320 amino acids)
Biological process (GO): G protein-coupled receptor signaling pathway
Cellular component (GO): membrane
Molecular function (GO): olfactory receptor activity; G protein-coupled receptor activity
Source: RefSeq, a predicted model, not a curated record